AUGUCUGAGGAACAUAUUGUUAGAUACCAACAUGGGGGUACACUUGUGAGAGAAGGAAUGCCACAAUACAAUGGUCGUAAAAUUGAUGCCUUUGGUGUUGACCCUGACAAACUGUGCUACUGGGACCUGUUGGGAGACCUUCAAGUGUUAGGGGGCCUCACUGAACACCUUCACAAGCACCUUAUAGUGGAUGUGUAUGUUGAGAAAAUAGAUGCAGAAAGGAAUGAAGCUAGGGAGAAGGUCAGAAAUUAUGUUGAGUUGAAGAAGAGCUUCCAAAAUGAUGUCAACAAUAAAGAUGAUGCAGGCCAAGCAGUAAAUGCAGACAAUGAAGUUGGUGCUGGGAGUAAUUCUAGGAGUAUUUCUGAAUUUGGGAAAGUUGGUGGAUAUGAAAUGAAGCACUAUGUCUCUCAGCAUACUUGUCUCCUUGGAGCUACCAGAAAUAAAAGAGUGACAGCUCCAGUUGUUGCUAAGAGGUAUGGAGAAUUGAUCUCUGGGAUGUCAUUUGUUACACCUAGGCAUUUAAGGUCUCUAGUUAGAAAGGAUAUGGGUGUCUUCAUCACCAACAAGGUAUGCUGGUAUGCAAAAGGGUUGGUUAUUAAGAGAAUGGAAGAACAAUUCUGGGAGGAAUUUAGGGUAUUAAAUAAUUAUGCCCUUGAAUUAAAGGCCACAAACCCAGGAAACAAUGUCAUUGUUCUAUCUCAAAGGUUGAAGCAAUAUCAGUUGCCCACAUUCCAGAAGAUGUACAUAUGUCUAACAGCUGCAAGAGAAGGUUUUAUUGGUGGGUGCAGGAAGAUUAUAGGAGUUGAUGGUUGUUUCUUGAAGGGGCUGCUAAAGGGAAAAUUGCUUGUAGCUGUUGGGAGGGAUGGGAACAACCAAAUGUUCCCUGUGGCAUGGGCAGUGGUGCAGAUAGAGACAACUGAAUCUUGGACUUGGUUUUUCGAGCAGCUCAAGGAAGACCUCUGCAUUGGAGAUGGACUUAGGUGGGCAUUGAUCAGAUGUGUACAAGACACAUCUAUGCAAGAUGGGGUAAGAAGCACCAAGGCAAAGAGUUCCAGCUUAGGUUCUAGAAUGUGGCCUGGUCAACCAAAAAUGCAAAAAAACCUAGAUGUGAUGUCUGCAAUGAAUGGAGAAGAAGAAGCUGCGAAGGAGUUAUUGGAGAACUGGCCUAUCACAGACAACAACAUGUGUGAAACAUUCAAUGGAGUGGUGCUAGAUGCUAGGAGUAAACCAAUAAUAAUCAUGCUAGAAGACAUUAGACAGUAUGUUAUGACUAGAUUGGCUGUUAAGAGGGAUCAUAUGGUGAAAUGGAAGUGUGAAUAUGGACCAAAUAUAGUUACCAAGCUAGAGAAGGAAAGGAAAAAGUGUGGUAAGUGGCAUAUUGAAUGGAAUGGAGGGUCUAGACAUGAAGUGUACUGGGAUAACUUAAUCUUGCAUGUCAGGGAGGCUUAUGUUGUCACAUUGGCAGAGCAUGUGUGCUCUUGUGGGAAAUGGAGUAAAUCUGGCAUUCCCUGUUAG
This is a messenger RNA of Dioscorea cayenensis subsp. rotundata (Guinea yam), 1515 nucleotides long. RefSeq lists its product as uncharacterized. The transcript has 6 exons. Lineage: Eukaryota; Viridiplantae; Streptophyta; Magnoliopsida; Dioscoreales; Dioscoreaceae. Gene Ontology annotation, molecular function: zinc ion binding. The record is from RefSeq and is a predicted model, not a curated record. The coding region runs from base 1 to 1515 and encodes 504 amino acids.